AUGCGGUUCUUUGUGUCGGCGCUGGUCUCGUUCUUCGCGCUCGCGAACAAUGUCUUCGCAAAAUCCAGCACUGGAGACUCGGUGUUGGUCGUCAUCGACCCGUCGUUGAAGAAAGAGGACUAUUCCAAAUUCUUUGGGGGACUGGAGGAGAGAGGAUACCAACUCACAUUCCGAGGGCCUAGGGAUGCACAUCCGCCUAUAGAACAGUAUGGGGUCCCAGGGUUCUCCCAUGUGAUCCUCUUCACUCCAGAAACCAAGUCUUAUGCUUCCGAUAUUACACCACAAUCGCUGGUUGGUCUGCUCUCGGAGAACACCAAUAUCCUUGUAACACUCUCCACCAAACAAACACCUCUUUCCUCACUAUCUGCCGAAUUUUCACUGAUUCCUCCGCCUCCGGGUACACCUCUGGUCUCCCAUCACCCCGCUCGUUCCGAGCCAGCAACCGUCAUCCCCAUACCUGUAUCGGAAUCCCCGCUACUCACCCCUGGCACAUCACCGGUAUGGUUCUCGGGUGUCCCUCACGCGUUUGGCAACAGCCCUUACCUCGUACCCAUCCUCCAUGCAACCUCAGAGAGCUUCGCAGCUGACUCCUUAGACGACUCGGGCGCCGACGCGCUCGUGGAUGCAUCGGAAAAGGCUGGCGAGGGUCUGUGGGCCGGUAGCCACCUCGGCCUCGUCACGGGUUUCCAGACGUUGAAGAACUCCCGUGUUGUGUUCGCGGGCGGCGUCGAGAUGUUCAGCGACGAGUAUGCAAGCAAGGCGUUGCCAGACGGUACGCCUUCGGGGAACGAAAAGUUUGUAAAAGACAUUACGGCAUGGGCAUUCAGGGAGACGCUCGCACUGCGGAUAGACAACACUACCCACCACCGUGCAGGCGAGGAAGUACCUCCAGAAACAUAUACUACCAAUGACCAGAUCGUAUACACGGCACACAUCUCUGCCUAUGAUCCUGAGACAUCGAGCUGGAAGCCUCACUCUGGCAUCACAGACAUGCAGCUCGAGUUCACUAUGCUCGAUCCUCACAUCCGUAUUGCCCUCCCCCCUGUUGCCGAUGAACCAGGAAAAUAUCAAGUCCAGUUCCGCGCACCGGACAGGCACGGCGUAUUCAAAUUCGUCGUCGAUUGGAGACGGAAAGGAUAUCCGCUCCUCCAGACAUCCACUACUGUUCCGGUCGUUCCUCCCAGGCAUGAUCAAUACCCUCGUUUCCUGAGUGCAGCGUGGCCCUAUUACGCGGGUGCUAUCAGUACAAGCGUCGGUUUCUUCCUCUUUUCUGCGCUUUGGCUCGCGGGUGAUGUCGAAGGCAAGAAAAAGAAGGGCUUGAAGACGGAGUAA
Messenger RNA from Pisolithus orientalis, 1332 nucleotides. Its product is annotated as Dolichyl-diphosphooligosaccharide--protein glycosyltransferase subunit WBP1. The transcript is spliced from 5 exons. Lineage: Eukaryota; Fungi; Basidiomycota; Agaricomycetes; Boletales; Pisolithaceae. The record is from RefSeq and is a predicted model, not a curated record. Gene Ontology annotation, cellular component: endoplasmic reticulum membrane; oligosaccharyltransferase complex. The coding region runs from base 1 to 1332 and encodes 443 amino acids.